Molecule: messenger RNA, 10079 nt
Organism: Toxorhynchites rutilus septentrionalis
Lineage: Eukaryota; Metazoa; Arthropoda; Insecta; Diptera; Culicidae
Product: glycoprotein endo-alpha-1,2-mannosidase
Exons: 2
Coding region: 152-1588 (478 amino acids)
Cellular component (GO): Golgi apparatus
Molecular function (GO): alpha-mannosidase activity
Source: RefSeq, a predicted model, not a curated record
GGCAAUUUUCUGAAUCUGAAUGCCAUUUGGUCCCAUCUAUUGACGUUUUCCCACCAGAAUCAGCUACUUUGAGAUUGAUCCGACUGGCAGUAGGUUAUUUUCGUGAAUUGGUGUCGUUAUGUAAAUCUAGAAUCUGAGACCAACAGUGAGGAUGUCCGUCCUCAACUUUAAAAUCACCAUCAAAACGAUGAAGUUGUGUAUCUGCUUCAUCGGCAUUAGUUCUCUCUUACUGCUAGUACUUUGUCUUUACAUUUCGCUAAAUACUCCCGAGAAAGCUGUACCGUCUUUGAUCACCGGAUCAGAACAGCAGGUGAUCAGCUAUGAGCUGCUCCGGAGUCAAAAUGCCGCACUGGUUCCUGAGAAGUACAACGAACAUGAGGUUAAAUCACGUAUUAUCAGGGAAAAAAUAAAACGUUUGGCCGGCGGAAGAAAUGCAGAAUUAAGUACUCCUGCACGACGAAAUAGAACCAUCGAACUCAAUCGGAACAUACAAAUAUUUUACCACGCAUCAGUGGCAUGGUACAGACCUCAUCCAACGGUACCGAGUGACAGGGUGGUUAGCCGGAUAAUUGAGAAUGGAUCCUCGGUAUCGUUCCGUCCCAGUGAUGAUCAUGUGAUAAACAUUGCAUUCUAUCCGAAACGUAAAUUGUACAACACAACAGAGACGAUCCUCCGAGAGCACUUCAAUGAUAUCCAGAACUGCGGAAUCGGUGUUGUAAUUCUUGUGUGGCAUCCAUCAUUCAACGAAGGACUGUUGAGGGCGAUCUUCAAAACGGCAGCUAUUCACAAUCUAAAGAUUGCUGUGAACAUUCAGGAGUAUCCCGAAAGAACGAUUGAAAGCAUCAGGAAUAAUAUCAAAUACUUCAUCGAUCUAUUCGGAAAAGAACCAACCAGCACAUUGAGCUACUUCCGUGUGCUCUCCAAACAGCGCGACCUACCAAUAUUUUAUAUCCGGAAGGCAUACCAAAUUACGGAUGCCAACUGGACGCGGUUACUUUCGCGAAACGGUAUACUCACAAUUCGGGGAACCAGCUACGACGCGAUAGUUUUGGCACACAUCAGCACGAAAGAGCACAAAACGAUAGUUCGACGAGGGGGUUUCGAUGGUUUCUACACGUAUCUUCCAAGCAAUGGAGCAAACUAUGCGAGCACUUGGAAGAAUUGGUCGCAACUGAAAAAGUUUGCUGAUACGUACCAUUUGAUUUUUGUCCCCACGAUUGGCCCCGGUUAUUACGAUCGUAGAAAGUACACUCGGAACGCACUGCUGAAUCAUGGUAUCACAAACAUCAAGAGGUACCGCUCGAAUGGGCAGUAUUUCGAUGUUGCGUGGAGGACGGCUUUGAAGAACAACGCCCAGAUCAUAACGAUCAACAGCUACAACAACUGGGUGGAUGGAACCCAAAUUGAGGCCGCAAUACCGAUGUUUGGCUUCCGAGACUAUCUACCCGGGUCACCCGAAAAGUAUCUGGACUUGACGCAGUCUUGGGUCGAAGAGUACGUGAAAUACAAGCUGAACAGCAUUAAGAACUCGAAGAAGAGCGAGGGUGCUCUGGGUUGUUAUGAAUUUAUCAACAAUACUCUUUGCUAGGUUGGUGCGAGACAAAAUGCUACAUUUCAUUCUCAGUGUGUAGAUCAAAUAGAUAGCCCAGUUAUUGAAAAGUAGUGAGAGAGAUAUGGUUAGUUCAACUAACCCUGUAGUCUGUAGUCUGUAGUGAGACCGUUCGAUAAAUCAAAAUUUCCCUCUAUCUUCCUAGCCUUCACCCAACUUAUUUUGCAAACUCUCCCAAUUUAGCUCUGGUCACAAUUUUAUCAACUACAGCAACAUAGUGUGAUAUAGUGUAAGUGCAAGCUACGCACCUUUUUUUAAUUGUCCCAAUUAUGAAUAGCUCAAACACCUUUAAAGAGUACCCAUGCUUCAGCAAAAGUUUGUUGAAAGAAUAAAUCGUUCGAGAUCUGCAAAUAUCCAGGCAAGGAAAUGAAACUCCAUAUUUUAUCAAUAGCUAGUAGAGAAGAAAAGGUUGUAAUUUACGCUGGAUGAUAAAAAAAAUCUGUGGAUAGCUAUACACUGACAACUAAAUUAGACUGAUAUAGCCGAACUUCCACCUUUUGUGAUUUUUGUCACGACGAAACUGAUACCCGCUCUUAUUCUUGUUUUCAUUCGAAACAGAUACGUGCGAAAGUUUUGUCUAUUCGUAUUCCUGUGUCCGUUCAAAGCACGAACAAUUGUUCGUUGGAAUGAAACGUUUAGAUGUACGUUUAGCGUUUAGAUGCGAAAAAUAUAAUUGUUGACAUUAUCCAAAAUAAUUCACAUUCUUGCAUAGCUCUAGGUUUCUGAAACGAUAAUGUCUUUUGCGAAAAUGCUCGAAUCGAGUGAUUAGAGCGAAAAUCGAAUACGGCCGUAAUCAAGAAUGAGACUGAAUAACUGAGGUUAGAAGAUAAGCACGAUCAGCUACGUGUGUUGCGUCUAUUGAGAAAUUCAAACCGAAUCUUAUCUACUCUAAUUAGGCUGCAUCGUAGUCGUCUCGUAAACGAUGAAAAUACAGAGUGGUUCAAAACGGACUUCCCGAUUUCGAUGAGGUCCAUGGCGCAGCUUUAGAAGGCGUAGAAGGGCCUUCUCGUUAUGUGUAAGUAUUGGGACUUCUAUGAAAAAUGAAUUAAAUUCCGGUUCUUCACAUUCAUUGAAAGUUCUAUCCCAUAGGAUUUAUAUAGUGUAACCUUAGGAGAGCGCAAAAGGUCGUCCAUUGACAAGGGGUUAUAGAGGUUUAUACUGGUUCACAGGGGCUCGAGAGUAAAUGACCUUUAUCACUAUUCAUGGAAAACGCAUGUGAGGAGAUUGUCUGAAGCAUCCCCAGCAAACAUUAAAUCGUAUAACUAGCGUAUGUACAGCAUCAUAUGCCCCAUAUUUUGGGAGAUAUAUUUUGGUGGGAGAGAAAUAUAAUGUUUGAAACAAGUGUUGGUUAUGGUUAAGAAAAUUGCUUCGAUGGGAUUCGAACUCCGGUUGUUUCGAUUGUCAAGCUGCAGCUAUCUCGCACGGUUAUCUGGAACAAGGCGCGUAGAAGUAUGGGCCUAUGGUGGGCCAACCUGCUAAAACCACUCAUCAGCCAUCUUGGAAGUCUACUGUGUUUUGUUUGUAAACAAAACACAAUACGCUUGUGCCCAAGCUCGCUCGUGAUCAGUCUGUCUCUUUCACGCUUCAAGGAAAUAAUUCCCCUUCUGCUUUCUUCCGUACUGUUUUCAUAUACCGCUCCCCUAAACAACUUAGUGACGAAACGGCCUCACCUAGUACCAUAGACCCGUCUUGAUCUGGAAUAUAGUGUGCAAUCGUAUACGUCAAUCCUGGUUGCCGAUUGUACUUAUUUAACUUUGUCCUAAGAAAAAAAGAAGUCAUCUCAAUAAAACAAAUCAAAUACUUAAUUUCGUUUAUUUGAAACGAUAACCCACAAAAUUCAUACGAACGAUCUCAACUCUAAACAUUUUUUGUUGUUUUGAAUGUAGUUUCAAGUUAUAUAUUAUUUGUUAACCAAAUGGGCAGUCUUGCAAUGUCGAAUGAAACAAGGUGAUUAGAAGUACAGCAUGGACUCGAUUAUAUACAGUUUCUGAUUUCUUUUCACUGUAUAUAAUCAAAUCCUGUAUAUAAUCGGGCAGAAUUUUUUUUUAAGAUGAAGAAUUGGAGACUUUACUCGAUCAAGAUCCGUCACAAACGCAACAAGAACUUGCAGAUACACUUGGAGUAGCUCAGCAAAUCAUAUCCGAUCGUUAAAAAGUCAUGAUCCGAAAGAUAGAACAUUGGGUGCCGUAUAAAUUGAUGCCACGAGACGUCGAGCGCCAUUUUUUCAAGUGCGAACUGCUCCAACGGCAUAAAAGAAAGGGUUUUUUUUUUUGCAUCGAAUCGUUCCUGGCGAUGAAAAGUGGAUCCAUUACGACAAUCAUAAACGUCAGGCAACGUAUGGAUACCCCGGUCAUGCAUCAACAUCGACAGCCACGCGGAAUAUUCACUGCCAGAAACCCAGUUUCAUCUUUUUUCGAGCGGUUCUAACACUUACCCUUACGGCGCCAGUGGUUGUAUGGUUAGCGUAACAGCCUCACAAUCCGAUCGGCCUGGGUUCAAUCCCAGCUGGCGUCGUUGGGAUUUUCUGAGGCGAAAAAUCUCUGGUUACGUCUUCCUUCGGAGCGGAAGUAAAAGAAGUUGGCCCGGCUCAUGAGUUGUUGAGUCUGAUAGGUAGGAACAGGUGGAGUCGCCUCCCUGAUGUCGGUGAUUGGCACUAAAGUGGCGGAAAUAGGCCGACGAAAAAUAAGCGAAGAUAAAAAAAAAACACUUACCCUUACCCCUUAUCUUACCCCGCCAUGCCUCCCGUAAGCAGCACUGCCAACAGUAAAGGCGCUUAGAAGUAUAUCCUUAGAUGGGCCAACUUACUAAAACCACUCUUCAGCCAUCUUGGAAGUCUACUGUGUUUUGUUUGUAAACAAAACACAAUACGCUAGUGUCGAAGCUCGCUCGUGAUCAGUCUGUCUCUUUCACACUACAAGCAAAUAAUUCCCCUUCUGCUUUCUUCAAUUUUUGUUCAAUUUUUGUGUUGAUUGAUUUAUAAUUAUUGAGAAAAAGAUGCGCAACUCUAAAACUAAACUGACCAGACGGCCCGAAUUUCAACAAAAUGUCUCGCAUUUGGCAAAAGGAACGAAAAUGUCCCGCGAUAUCAAUAUAUUUCAGUACUAGCUGACCCGACGAACUUCGUCCCGCCCGAAAUAGAUUUUUUGAUUUGAAUACUUUCAAACAUCCACGUUUUCUUACUAAGUGAACGUUAAUGAGUCCGAUCACUGAACUCUUCAUUGAUCGAUUACCCUUCGACUCUUUACAAUUUCCUUUUACUAUGAAUUGUCUAGUACUUCUACAAAAAUUCAUCCUUAUAUUAUACAAUUAUUUUCAGACACCAUUCUCUUUCGAGAUUCUUCAAGCAUUUGGAAAUAACAUGUUUCUCCGUUCCAUGGAAUACAUGUUUGAUACAAAGAAUAUUACAAAAUAAAGACAGCUCAAAUCGGACCAUUCCUCGGGUUUAGGGCACACCAACACAUUUGGCCUCCCAUUUUUGUUACCGUUGUUACCGUACAACACAUUUGGCCUCCCAAGAUAUAGAAAUGCGUUAUUCCGUCUGAAAAUCCUUUUCCACUUUCGAACAAAAAUCAAUUUUAUUAGCGCCAACAUCAAAUGGACUAACAACGCGUAGCUAAUUGUAACACAUAUGGGAAUUCUAUUUUCUGAAUUUUUCGAUUUUUCUCUCCGAUAUAUUGAUCUACGGGAAGAGACGAAUACAACAAAAUACAGGAGGCUAAAAUCGGACCAUCCCUUCUUCGGGUUUUCCGCUUACCAACAGAUUUUUGCCUUACAUUUUUAUUUAUAUAGAUUACAAUUUAAUCAUGUUGAUUUUCUUAAAUGGAUGAACCUCAAAAUAAAACUUUUAUUUGUCAGACUGUUCAAGAGCGCUUCCAAUGCAUUCAACGAUCAAUACGAUGAGCUGGUUUCAUCGCACCGACAGUGGACUUUUUGUUUAGAGAGUAUCAACAGGAAAGGACAGCAACAAAAUCGGAAAAUCGAUUUUUAUAAAGAUUUAUUUUUAAGAUUUUUAUAAAGAUUUAUAACGAUUUUUAUAAAACCCCCUAUUGAUCAACAGGGACCAACGUGAGUCAAACGAAAAGUUCAUCUUUGGUUCUCUAGCUCGGUCAGGGCUUAACGUGUUGAAUAAGCCGGAAGAACUAGUGUAUGCUGGACAGCAAGAGGCAGGGUUGUUUGAUGAAGUAUCGCAAAUGAAGCAAAUGUUGGCCGGAACCUCAAUCAUGGCUGAUGAAAAGAUGUAUGUCGACAUGUACUUUUACUUUUCCGUAGCUUUGGUAGUCAGCUAUCUCUCCAUUUUGGUCAUUCGCUUAAAAGUUUUCUAUAGGCCGCAGCUGGGGUAUGUUGGGAAGGUUGGCGGUCUACGCGAUAAUGCUUAUCUCCAGCCGAUCCAUUAUCCAUUCUCCAGUGAUUUUUUGGCAUAAUGGGUUGAUCCCCGUUUCGGCAUAAAUACCACAUCACCUUCGCAAGUUUCGGCAAGCACUUCGUACUCGUUCCCCGUUCACCAUAUGACUCGAAAGAAGAGCGGCUUGGACAUUCCCUUCUCGUCUGUCAGAGAAGGACCUUCGAGAACUUGAUGUGGAUUAUAUAUUCGACGUCAUCGCUUACCUAGGGAACGUAAAGUACCCGGUCCCCGGCCAUUCGUUGAAUUCUAGCAUCAAGCACGUCUCGUCUUCCAUUAUGAGCACGAAAAGAAGUUUUUCACUUCUUUCGCCGGAAAGAAGUUUUUCACUAGCACCUGAAGCUACUACUUCUGGCUGAUUGCCUGCUGCUCAGAUACUGCCGGUCUCGUCUGACGCUUCCGCAUAAAAAUGUCCAUUUUGGCCAGAUUAUCCUUCACCGUUUGACCGGUUGUUUCGAUCUCCCGGCUUAAGGAGCGACAGGGAGAGGAUGUUGUAAAUACCAGAUCGGCUAUGCCUGGCGGACACAAAGUGUCUCAGGAUGUCCAACUCCUUUGCUGUGGGGUGAAGCUGAUAGUCUGAAAAAAUCAUGAAGUUGCUUGACAGUGCUGCUGCUGCUUAUUAACAGCCUUGAAUAAUUGUUGUUGUAGGCUUAAUAAACGUAAUAUUUGAGGAAAAUUUGUUCCAUUAAAUUAUUUUUGGUAGUUUUUUUUCAUAGCCAUCCGAAAAUAGUCCAUUUUUGAUUUGAAUACUUUCAAACAUCCACGUUUUCUUACUAAGUGAACGUUAAUGAGUCCGAUCACUGAACUCUUCAUUGAUCGAUUACCCUUCGACUCUUUACAAUUUCCUUUUACUAUGAAUUGUCUAGUACUUCUACAAAAAUUCAUCCUUAUAUUAUACAAUUAUUUUCAGACACCAUUCUCUUUCGAGAUUCUUCAAGCAUUUGGAAAUAACAUGUUUCUCCGUUCCAUGGAAUACAUGUUUCAUACAAAGAAUAUUACAAAAUAAAGACAGCUCAAAUCGGACCAUUCCUCGGGUUUAGGGCACACCAACACAUUUGGCCUCCCAUUUUUGUUACCGUUGUUACCGUACAACACAUUUGGCCUCCCAAGAUAUAGAAAUGCGUUAUUCCGUCUGAAAAUCCUUUUCCACUUUCGAACAAAAAUCAAUUUUAUUAGCGCCAACAUCAAAUGGACUAACAACGCGUAGCUAAUUGUAACACAUAUGGGAAUUCUAUUUUCUGAAUUUUUCGAUUUUUCUCUCCGAUAUAUUGAUCUACGGGAAGAGACGAAUACAACAAAAUACAGGAGGUUAAAAUCGGACCAUCCCUUCUUCGGGUUUUCCGCUUACCAACAGAUUUUGCCUUACAUUUUUAUUUAUAUAGAUUAAAAUUUAAUCAUGUUGAUUUUCUUAAAUGGAUGAACCUCAAAAUAAAACUUUUAUUUGUCAGACUGUUCAAGAGCGCUUCCAAUGCAUUCAACGAUCAAUACGAUGAGCUGGUUUCAUCGCACCGACAGUGGACUUUUUGUUUAGAGAGUAUCAACAGGAAAGGACAGCAACAAAAUCGGAAAAUCGAUUUUUAUAAAGAUUUAUUUUUAAGAUUUUUAUAAAGAUUUAUAACGAUUUUUAUAAAACCCCCUAUUGAUCAACAGGGACCAACGUGAGUCAAACGAAAAGUUCAUCUUUGGUUCUCUAGCUCGGUCAGGGCUUAACGUGUUGAAUAAGCCGGAAGAACUAGUGUAUGCUGGACAGCAAGAGGCAGGGUUGUUUGAUGAAGUAUCGCAAAUGAAGCAAAUGUUGGCCGGAACCUCAAUCAUGGCUGAUGAAAAGAUGUAUGUCGACAUGUACUUUUACUUUUCCGUAGCUUUGGUAGUCAGCUAUCUCUCCAUUUUGGUCAUUCGCUUAAAAGUUUUCUAUAGGCCGCAGCUGGGGUAUGUUGGGAAGGUUGGCGGUCUACGCGAUAAUGCUUAUCUCCAGCCGAUCCAUUAUCCAUUCUCCAGUGAUUUUUUGGCAUAAUGGGUUGAUCCCCGUUUCGGCAUAAAUACCACAUCACCUUCGCAAGUUUCGGCAAGCACUUCGUACUCGUUCCCCGUUCACCAUAUGACUCGAAAGAAGAGCGGCUUGGACAUUCCCUUCUCGUCUGUCAGAGAAGGACCUUCGAGAACUUGAUGUGGAUUAUAUAUUCGACGUCAUCGCUUACCUAGGGAACGUAAAGUACCCGGUCCCCGGCCAUUCGUUGAAUUCUAGCAUCAAGCACGUCUCGUCUUCCAUUAUGAGCACGAAAAGAAGUUUUUCACUUCUUUCGCCGGAAAGAAGUUUUUCACUAGCACCUGAAGCUACUACUUCUGGCUGAUUGCCUGCUGCUCAGAUACUGCCGGUCUCGUCUGACGCUUCCGCAUAAAAAUGUCCAUUUUGGCCAGAUUAUCCUUCACCGUUUGACCGGUUGUUUCGAUCUCCCGGCUUAAGGAGCGACAGGGAGAGGAUGUUGUAAAUACCAGAUCGGCUAUGCCUGGCGGACACAAAGUGUCUCAGGAUGUCCAACUCCUUUGCUGUGGGGUGAAGCUGAUAGUCUGAAAAAAUCAUGAAGUUGCUUGACAGUGCUGCUGCUGCUUAUUAACAGCCUUGAAUAAUUGUUGUUGUAGGCUUAAUAAACGUAAUAUUUGAGGAAAAUUUGUUCCAUUAAAUUAUUUUUGGUAGUUUUUUUUCAUAGCCAUCCGAAAAUAGUCCAUUUUUGAUUUGAAUACUUUCAAACAUCCACGUUUUCUUACUAAGUGAACGUUAAUGAGUCCGAUCACUGAACUCUUCAUUGAUCGAUUACCCUUCGACUCUUUACAAUUUCCUUUUACUAUGAAUUGUCUAGUACUUCUACAAAAAUUCAUCCUUAUAUUAUACAAUUAUUUUCAGACACCAUUCUCUUUCGAGAUUCUUCAAGCAUUUGGAAAUAACAUGUUUCUCCGUUCCAUGGAAUACAUGUUUCAUACAAAGAAUAUUACAAAAUAAAGACAGCUCAAAUCGGACCAUUCCUCGGGUUUAGGGCACACCAACACAUUUGGCCUCCCAUUUUUGUUACCGUUGUUACCGUACAACACAUUUGGCCUCCCAAGAUAUAGAAAUGCGUUAUUCCGUCUGAAAAUCCUUUUCCACUUUCGAACAAAAAUCAAUUUUAUUAGCGCCAACAUCAAAUGGACUAACAACGCGUAGCUAAUUGUAACACAUAUGGGAAUUCUAUUUUCUGAAUUUUUCGAUUUUUCUCUCCGAUAUAUUGAUCUACGGGAAGAGACGAAUACAACAAAAUACAGGAGGUUAAAAUCGGACCAUCCCUUCUUCGGGUUUUCCGCUUACCAACAGAUUUUGCCUUACAUUUUUAUUUAUAUAGAUUAAAAUUUAAUCAUGUUGAUUUUCUUAAAUGGAUGAACCUCAAAAUAAAACUUUUAUUUGUCAGACUGUUCAAGAGCGCUUCCAAUGCAUUCAACGAUCAAUACGAUGAGCUGGUUUCAUCGCACCGACAGUGGACUUUUUGUUUAGAGAGUAUCAACAGGAAAGGACAGCAACAAAAUCGGAAAAUCGAUUUUUAUAAAGAUUUAUUUUUAAGAUUUUUAUAAAGAUUUAUAACGAUUUUUAUAAAACCCCCUAUUGAUCAACAGGGACCAACGUGAGUCAAACGAAAAGUUCAUCUUUGGUUCUCUAGCUCGGUCAGGGCUUAACGUGUUGAAUAAGCCGGAAGAACUAGUGUAUGCUGGACAGCAAGAGGCAGGGUUGUUUGAUGAAGUAUCGCAAAUGAAGCAAAUGUUGGCCGGAACCUCAAUCAUGGCUGAUGAAAAGAUGUAUGUCGACAUGUACUUUUACUUUUCCGUAGCUUUGGUAGUCAGCUAUCUCUCCAUUUUGGUCAUUCGCUUAAAAGUUUUCUAUAGGCCGCAGCUGGGGUAUGUUGGGAAGGUUGGCGGUCUACGCGAUAAUGCUUAUCUCCAGCUGAUCCAUUAUCCAUUCUCCAGUGAUUUUUUGGCAUAAUGGGUUGAUCCCCGUUUCGGCAUAAAUACCACAUCACCUUCGCAAGUUUCGGCAAGCACUUCGUA